Chlorocebus sabaeus (green monkey) is the source of this 15593-nucleotide messenger RNA. It is a transcript of the gene BMP10, whose product is annotated as bone morphogenetic protein 10. Gene Ontology annotation, cellular component: extracellular region. NCBI's taxonomy places the organism in Eukaryota, Metazoa, Chordata, Mammalia, Primates, Cercopithecidae. The record is from RefSeq and is a predicted model, not a curated record. Gene Ontology annotation, molecular function: growth factor activity; cytokine activity. Gene Ontology annotation, biological process: BMP signaling pathway.
CACCCAGGAUCAAUACUUUGCAUCCUGCAAUCCAAUCACGUUGACACUCAGUAUUAACCAUCACACCAAACUUUUGCUGGAGCCUCUUGAUGACAAUUUUGAUUGAGUCAGAAGGAUGAAUUUGGCAGAGAUGCUGGUCAUAUUAACGAUUCAUUGCACAGGUGGAGGACCUGAGGUCCAUAUCCAACUACAAAUUUCUGCCUGCCUCCUGCCUCCAGGAUGAUCUGGGGAUGUGCUGGCCUCUCAGCAUUAUUGCCCAUGCCCUAGUCUGGUGGAAUUGUGUUUAAAAGUGUGACGGUUUUAUUCUUCAUAAGAAUCAGACUGCCUUGGUUCAAAUCGUGACUCCAUCACUUUGCAGGUUUGUGGCCUCUGGCAAGCUAUGGAACUUCACUGACCCAUAUAUGUGAUAGAGAUAAUGAUAGGGUUAUUACAGGAGCACACCUGAUGAUAGAUGUAAAGCACUCAGUACAAUGCCUGUUUGUAGGAAGCAUCUAAUACAUUUUAGUUGCCGCUAUAACUAAGCACUUGCCUCUUUUUCACAUGCCAUUUUAGCCAGAUCAAAUAGGUAGGAAAAAAGGCUAUCAAUCAUGAAGUUUAUACUUUCCUGUUUCUAAAAAGGUACACUUCUAAAAACUUAUAUAAUCCAUUUAUAGCUAUUAACUUAAACUUGGAAAGUUUGGAUACUUGGUCUGUCUUCAGAAGUGUUUAUCUGAGGAUGUAAGCCCUACCACUCAAAUUACUAUGUAUCACCACUGAUGUGCAUUAUGUUGAUUCUUAUACCUAUUAUAUGCAUGUGUGAAACUAAGCCCCAUAAAAACAGAAUUGAGGCAUUCCUGCUGAAAGGAAGUGAAUUGAAGGGAAGAGAAGCAGAGCCUUUGCAAAGAGAAAAUUGUCCUAUCUCUCAACCAGUGUCAGAAUGUGGAAAUGUUUACAAAAUGCUCAUUAAAAGAAAUAGGGAUUGCAAGAUAGAAACAAAUUCUGGUGCACAAGUUUACACUAGAGAGAUAAGAAAGGCUAGGCCCCUAUAGGGGAUUUUGUUAUCCAAUUACUGCAACCUGACUUUUAGGGGGAGAGGAAGAGUGGUAGGGGGAGGGAGAGAGAGAGGAAGAGUUUCCAAACUUGUCUCCAGUGACAGGAGACAUUUACGCUCCACAAGAUAAAACUGCCACUUAGAGCCCAGGAGAGCUAAACCUUCCUGGCUUGGCCUAGGGGCUCGAGCGGAGUCAUGGGCUCUCUGGUCCUCACACUGUGUGCUCUUUUCUGCCUGGCAGCUCACUUGGUUUCUGGGAGCCCCAUCAUGAGCCUAGAGCAGUCUCCUCUGGAAGAAGAUAUGCCCCUUUUUGAUGAUGUUUUCUCAGAGCAAGAUGGUGUCGACUUUAACACACUGCUCCAGAGCAUGAAGGAUGAGUUUCUCAAGACACUAAACCUCUCUGACAUCCCCACGCAGGAUUCAGCCAAGGUGGACCCACCAGAGUACAUGUUGGAACUCUACAACAAAUUUGCAACGGAUCGGACCUCCAUGCCCUCUGCCAACAUCAUUAGGAGUUUCAAGAAUGAAGAUCUGUUUUCCCAGCCAGUCAGUUUUAACGGACUCCGAAAAUACCCCCUCCUCUUCAAUGUGUCCAUUCCUCACCAUGAAGAGGUCAUCAUGGCUGAACUUAGGCUGUACACACUGGUGCAAAGGGAUCGUAUGAUAUACGAUGGAGUAGACCGGAAAAUUACCAUUUUUGAAGUGCUGGAGAGCAAAGGGGAUAAUGAGGGAGAAAGAAACAUGCUGGUCUUGGUGUCAGGGGAGAUCUAUGGAACCAACAGUGAGUGGGAGACUUUUGAUGUCACAGAUGCCAUCAGACAUUGGCAAAAGUCAGGCUCAUCCACCCACCAGCUGGAGGUUCACAUUGAGAGCAAACACGAUGAAGCUGAGGAUGCCAGCAGUGGACGACUGGAAAUAGACACCAGUGCCCAGAAUAAGCAUAACCCUUUGCUCAUAGUGUUUUCUGAUGACCAAAGCAGUGACAAGGAGAGGAAGGAGGAACUAAAUGAAAUGAUUUCCCAUGAGCAACUUCCGGAGCUAGACAACUUGGGCCUGGAUGGCUUUUCUGGUGGACCUGGGGAAGAGGCUUUGUUGCAGAUGAGAUCAAACAUCAUCUACGACUCCACUGCCCGAAUCAGAAGGAAUGCCAAAGGAAACUACUGUAAGAGGACCCCGCUCUACAUCGACUUCAAGGAGAUUGGGUGGGACUCCUGGAUCAUCGCUCCGCCUGGAUACGAAGCCUAUGAAUGUCGUGGUGUUUGUAACUAUCCCCUGGCAGAACAUCUCACACCCACAAAGCAUGCAAUUAUCCAGGCCUUGGUCCACCUCAAGAAUUCCCAGAAAGCUUCCAAAGCCUGCUGUGUGCCCACAAAGCUAGAGCCCAUCUCCAUCCUCUAUUUAGACAAAGGCGUCGUCACCUACAAGUUUAAAUACGAAGGCAUGGCCGUCUCCGAAUGUGGCUGUAGAUAGAAGAAGAGUCCUGUGGGCUUAUUUAAUAACUGUAAAUGUGUAUAUUUGGUGUUCCUAUUUAAUGAGAUUAUUUAAUAAGGGUGUACAGUAAUAGAGGCUUGCUGCCUUCAGGAAAUGGGACAGGUCGGUUUGUUGUAGGAAAUGCAUAUUUUCCUCUCCAGUUAAGUCCCUUUCAAUCUGUUUUCUCUUUGGACUUGCCAUUUCCUGGCAAUGCCACCUCCACGUUGAUUUGAAAACAACUCCUAGGCAAAAUACAGUGUCAAAAGACACAUACUUGUGUAUGUAUAUUUGUACAUACAUGAACUUACAGAAAUCUUUUGGUUCUAUGCAGGCAGAUUAUACUCAUCUACAUGCAUGAUUCACUCAAAAGUGUGCAUAUUAAAGGCCAAUGGUAUGUUCUCUGUUACCUCUUCUCUGAGUAAGAUUUAAGUCAAGAUAAUUUGCAUCAGGGUUUUAAUCAUCCUAGGAAGUAUUACAAUUCCUAAAUACUCUGGAAAUGUAAGUGUAGCUUUUGUCAGUUGAGUUUCUGUGGUUGCUCAGAGAGGCGGGGCCUGGCAAAGGAUGCUUGAAAGGAAGGGUUAAUUGAUACAGAAACCAAAUGGACUCAAGAGGUCUUAGAGGUACAACAAGAAAAACUGAACCCGUUGGGGACCAGUGUGCUCCAGAGGGCAGCUCCUGGUCAAGGCAGGAAAACAGAAGAAACCAGCAUGAAAUCUGUUCCUGAGACAAUAGGAAAGCAAGGCCAUGAGUACUGGCUGUUGCUGCUGCAGAGAGUAGAGGGGUCGAGAGAGCACUUGAAGGGGAGAAAGGGAGAAAGGGAAGAGGAUAUUCCUGCUAUCCUCAGAGGCUAUCCUCAGAUGUGUCUGUAAAAUCAUAAGCGAUUCUAUUUAAAGAAUUAAAUCUUUUGGACAAAAUAGAAGUAUCAAAGACUAACAGGAGGAAAAUCAGAAGGGAUCUGUCUGUUAGAAGAAAGGAUGUUAAUAUCUUUCUUCACCUAUUAAUGCUGUUCCCUUGUCUCCACACCCCUGCUUUCCUCUGCUCCAUCUUCUUUCUUCCCUCUUUCUUCUUUGCUCUAGUGCCUCAUGCCUUCCGCCCAUCCCUGUGUCCCUGCUCUUCCCUGGCCUUCAUGACGCAUGCUGUGAACUGGAAAGGGACACCUAAGUGCCUUUGCUCUCAGGGUGAAAGGAGUUAGUGUUCUAAUUUCUAAAUCUUGCCCUGAUAUUUAAUUUGAUUUUAUUUUAAUAAUAUCCUUUAUCAAAUGUUGAAUACUUAGGUAUAAGAAAAAAAGAAAACCAGAAUAAGUAAGUAUAAGAAAAAGAAAAUCAGAGUCCAAAUGAACGGAUUUCAAUAAACGAAUUUAUGGAUAGACACAACCAAAUGACUCAAAAGCCAAGCCUGAAUUUGGAAAUUAUGUUUGCUUCAUGGUAGAAACUCAGUAACUUUCUCAUCUUCUCAUCUUACCAUCUUCCCAUUUUGUAACUGGCCAGGACUGAAAGUGGUGGGGAAGUGUUCUGCACAGUAAGGGUCCCGUGGGUUUUCCUGGCCGGUGGCAGGCUCCAGUCUUAACCCCUACCAUUUCCCUCUACCUGGCAAGCAUAUCCUGGAUUUUGUGCAGGAGGAACCAGAGCAGAGCAGUUUCCACACUGUUCCAGCAUCUCCAGGCAGGGAACAUGGACGGUUCCUGUUAGAACCAGGAAUGUGGUUUCCAGUACAUCGUCCCCCAUUCACUGCUACUUAUCUUAAGGAAUGCUUUUUAAGAGGUCUGACACUUUUUUCUUUUUUUUACCCUGGAAAACAAUCAGCUGCCUUUUACGAAUCUCUUAAGAUUAUAAACUCAAACUGCGCUAGACAACAGAGGCAAGGAAAACCAUUUUGAAGAACUUUUGCCCAAUUUGAACCUCAGCUCGCUAGAUCUAUUGUCCGCUGGGUGAAUCCUGGGGAAUUCAUUGCUCCUGGAAGAGUGGUAUUUUGACCAUCAGUGGGUAUACGGUGAUUGAUAUUUUGAGAAAGCCACGCAACUCAGAAUCACUAUUUGUGGAACAGCCUCCAUAUAACAUGAUAUGUGUAUGUGUGUGAUGUAUAGUUGGCUUUGAACAACCACACUUAACACCCUCAGUGGAACAUGGUACAUCCUUCAUACUCCAUGGUACACAAUAUAUACUCACAUACUCCAAGGUACUUCUUAUCCUUUCUAAAGGACACAGUAAUAGAUAUACAGUAAAACCUCAGCUGACUAGGAUAGUCCUGGUUAGAUAAAAAUUAAGCAAAAUUUUCUUUAUGUCUAAUACAUAUGACAGUGGUGUGCUGGUAAAUCCCUUACAACCAGCAAUCCAGGGGGAGAAAAAGCCCUGAUUUGUGGAUUUCAAUGCUGUAAAUGCUCCUACAUGGUCUAUCUUGAGCUACCAAGGUGACGUCAACUGGCUUGCAAAACGUCUAAAACCUAAGUCAGCUCUUGGGAGCUGUGCACUGGCACUGGCACACCGCUGACAUUUAGUAUUCCGCUGACAUUAGCACACUGCUGACAUUAGCACCCUGAUACUAGAAUGUUAAGGAUGUGCCAGCCCUGCUUUCCACUGUGUGCACUGCUGGCUCUGGGCUUCUGGAGAAAUCUUGUCUCGAGCACUUAUAGUCACUCUUCUGUUAAAGAGAUAUGAAAAUAUAGGCUGUUGGCAAUUAGGCUGCAUAGCCCAGUUUCUCUUUUUGGCUGUCCGGAUGUAAACCUGCAUUUCUACGAUUUUUCUGCUUCGCUGUGGAAAGGGAGUGCAGAGAGCAACAUACUGGCUUUUCAAAUGUUGCUAGUUGUAUUUUUUUGGCUUUCUUUUUAUGAGAAAGUGAAAACACACAGCCCGUAGAGUUCUCCCAACUCCUACCGGAUGCCUGGCAGCACACUGGCGUCAUCUCCAACUCCUGCAUUGACAGGAAGUCAGAACAUUGUCAGAUCCUUCAAAAGGUAGAAUCUCAGUAAUGUUUCUCUGGUCAUAGACCUUCUGCUAGGUCCCAUGCUAGUUUUUUUUUCCCUUUUAUGGCAGAAUUAUCAUCACCGAAGUUGAUAUAGCUAAACAACUCUUGAGGAGAAUUACAGCAGAGGGACUUGGGCAGCCCACAGCCAAAAUAUUCAUGUAAGAGUUUCUAGGCUUCCCACUAUUUAUUGAUUGAUAUAUUUAUUUUUGUAAAAUAUUGUAGAAUACCAAAUAUUUUAUUUUUAUGUCUGUGAUUCCCUUUUGGAUAAAGAGUCUUCUGGGCUUCAGAAUAUGGCUCACAUAUAAUAUAUGGCCUGUAUUUCCAUCUCUCUCUUUUUGCAUCAGAAUGUUCUAUUGGUUUAAGGAAUCUUCCACAGCUUGCCAUAAUUUUGUAUUUUUGUGUCUUGUAGGCGUGCUGUGCCUCCAAGCAUGCUUUGUAGUAUAUUUUCUGAUUUGUAAAUAGUACAGUUUUAACUGAAGUGUAGAUGUUCCAGGAAAUAUUUAACAAAUACAUUGUCAUGCAGUUUCAUAAAGUGAUGUUGUCAGUUUAUCAUGAAAGGCAAAUAUUGUCAGGCUGUGAGAGAAUGUGAUUGCUAUUCAGUAAAUGGAGACGCUAUUUAAAUGAAUCUUUUCAUCCCGCAAAGCUGGUACUUCUCCUCUGGAAUUUACCUAUUGCCUUCACUGACCCAGAAAUUCAGAGAUGUGAUUGGUCAAAUUCAUUUGUAAUUGAACCAAUUACUUUGUAAAUGUUAAAGAUGUUAGCUUAGUGGUUUCCAAAAGAGUCAGCCCCAAAGUGCCCAAUUCUUUCCUGAUGUGUAAAUUUUGGUCUGGGGAAUUAAUGACAAAAACUUUUUUUUUCCAGAACUGUUACUGAAUGUUUCAGUAUUUGUUAUGAUUUACAGUCUUCAAGUAAAAGAUAUUCUCAUGUAAGAGAAUUUUAUGUAUUCUUCUUACUUGAUUCAUCAACAGAUUAUGAAGCCCAGCAGUGUUCCGGCAAAACCUUUAUAACUUGUCUAGAACACAGAAGGGGUGUUGUCCUUUUUAAGGACUGUAGAUCUUUUCAGAGUACUGUGGGUCAUUCUUAACCCUCUGCAGUUCUGCAAGCUCACAUAUGGUGCAAGAGGAAAUGCUGGUAUGACUCUGUGCAUUUUCUUGCCCCCAAACAAGAAUAGUUGAUUUCAUAUGUUAAAUGGAAGGUAGAUGUGACUAUGCAAAAGAAGUAUGCAGGGGUGUUUCUGCAUGUGGAACAUUUUUCAUAAGUUAAAAACCCAUCAUGGAAUAACUGUUUGUUGUGAUCAGCAUGUUUUUAUCACACACGAGCACUGGUUUUGUGAGCACCUGGCUUGGUAGUGAUAGGGCGGCCAAUGUGCCAGCACCUGUCUACUGAGCAUUCGUGGACAUUGGAAAUCAGUGAACGCCACAGACACACCGAAUCAGCUGGUGCACGGUCAUGUUCUCAGGUAAAACCUGUUCAUUAUCCAUGUCCAGAUUUGUAUAGUUAUCACUAGACUAAAAUGAAGAUGGAAAUAAAUAUUUUACCCUGUGUUCAUGAACCAAAUGUGUACAUUCAGAGUCUUUUUAAGUAAAAUAAAAAAAAAUUAUUUUGGUGAUAAUUAUUUGCAGCUUAUUUUUCCUUGAGGUGAGAUAUUUAGUUUUGCACACACCCCACUUUUUCCUGUUUCUAUUUGAUAACAUGUCCAGAGGGAACAAAACUAAUUGCUAUAUUAAUAGAGAAUGGUCUGAAGAAAGCAUAUGUUGUUUUGGGCUUGUAACUGACCUCAGUAGAGAGUGGGAUUUUGUGGCUCCAUGGUUCUCCCACUUUAUAUGACUUUGUGUAAUUCCCAUUAAUGCCACAGGCAUUCAUAGAAAAUACAGUUGGUUCCCUUUUGUCAGUAGCUGGGAAAUAUUUCUUCUUCGAACACCAAAGGAGGCAGAUUAGAGGUAACAGUCCUGGCCAACAGAGAAACUUUGCUGCUUGUUCAAGAAGGAAAUUCAUUCUUAUGGCAGAAUGUGGAAUUUGAAGGGCAGAGGGACAGCCCCAGGUAGAAUAAAAUCUCUUCCAUCAGAAAAUCAUCCUGCAUCUCAUUUUUGAGGGGAAGCCUCCAGUGUCUCAGCUGGCAGUCUGAAUCUGGCAAGUGUGUUGGAGGGAAGCAAGCCCUCAGCCCUGGAUGAGCACUGAUAAGGUGAGACAGGGCUCUCCCAUGGAGGAAAGGGAGCUGACAGCCCAAGAUGGCGCUGAGCCCAGGACUGGACUAAACAGGCCUGAAAAGCCAGUCCUGUAACUUGAUUUUGAAUUCUUUAGCAACCUAUUCAUUUUCUUCUUUAAAUAAGCCCAUUUAUGAAAGUCUGUCACAAUGUGGGGUCUGGAACCCAUCUCUGCAAUUGGUUUGACCUGAGCACAGCUAUGCUGGACCAGCCGCCUUGUUCUGGGAUUUCUUUCCUACUGAUACAGCCUGGAAUUGCACUGGGCAGACACACAGCCUCAAGUUAUUUGGGGGGUAGUUUGUUUACAAAGUAAGACAAAAAAUUAUUUUCAAAGCUCGCAUUACACAUUUGCAGUAUGUUACAGGUUCUAAUAGUACUCCUGAUGUGAACUGAGCUUUGUGGUGUGGGGAAAUCAUGCCACGAGAUCGCUGUGUGUGACUCUAGUCACAUGAAUGAGAACCCACUUUCAUAUAGAAGUGACUAUUUGUAAAUAAGGGGCCUAUUUGGAGAAGGUGAGAGCUUGUUAACUUGGGUGGUUAUAAAUGGAUUAUGUGAUUAUCUCCGACUCACUCUCCUGAACUGUCAGUUUACAAGAAACAGUUCCUGCCCUCUCUUAACCUUCCUCAGACCAUUCACACAGAUCUAAAGUAGCUCAUCUCGUUCCAAGAAAGAAAGCCCAGAAAUACAUGGACACCGCAAUACAUUUUUACCCUUCAAUGUGAUUCUGAGAAUCUUAUUAAAAAUUUAGGCACUCAGUUCAAAUUAAGAUUGAUGGGAGGUGUGAAUUACACUGUCAACUCAAGAUUUGCUAGAAAGUUUUCACACACAAAUCACUGAGCCCACUUCCUUGCACAGCAUGAGAAUGGUUUUAGAAAAUUUAGUUCUAACUCUUUAUUAGUAUCUCUGCCUAAAAUGCGUACCAUAACCUUACUAAUUAUGAGGAAACAUCAGGUGAACCUAUUUUAAGAAGAUUCUGCACUCUUAAAAAGUCAAUGAAAGGCAAAGACAGUUUGAGAAACUGUUAUAGAUUAAAACAGACUACAGAAGCCUGACAACUAAGUGCAGUAUGUGGUCCUGAAUUGGGUCCUAGACAACUCAAAAACUGGCCAAAAGCACAUUAUCUUUUUGUUAAGUUCACUGCUGCCACAGCUGGUAGAGUCCAACUUCAUCCAUUGUAUACUCUCAAAUGGCAUUCAUUUGUAAAAAUCUUCUGCAAGGUUAUUGCUCUUUUUCUGAAGCUGUGAGAAGCUGUACAGGAGUAACUAGGCUGUUGCUUAAUGCCAUGUCCAAGAAGCAGGAAGACAACAUUAAAAAUGAAACCUUUCUCUGCCCAGUAGCCAAACUCGAUGCAAGGAACAGAGCUGAAGGGAAAGUGUUCAUCACAUGGCAAACCUGACGUUAAUAAAUGAGCUGCAAUAAAACAUUUUCCUGAAAUAACCAAGCUCAACAUGCUUUUCAGGCAAUAAGCCAUCUGUUUCAAGUGUUUAGAAAGUGAAUCUCCAAUCACUGGUAAUUUAAACUUCCUUAUACCCCAGUUCAAUGUUUGAUAAGGAAAGAGUGCUAACAGGAUGGGAACGGAGUUACUAUAUUAAGAAACCCAGCAAGAACAAAAACCAGCCCCCUGCAGCUAUUUUGUUUAUGCUCCAGACCCAUCUGUUUUAAUUAACAUAAUAUUUACAUGAGACCAGAUCCUGUUACAUCUUUUGCUGCAAAUAUCGUGUGUUUUAUUCUUUGUUGUUGUUGUUGUUGUUCUUGCUUUUAAAGAGACCCUGCAAAAGCACAGUUGCAGACUACGCCGGAAAGAGGUGUACGCCGUGGAAUUACACCUACAUUCUAGCUCCCCAGGACCAGGCUCACCUGCUUUGUGCAGUUUGGGGUCAGAUAUCAGGUUGCCAGAUGAAAUACAGGAUGCCCAAUUAAAUAUGAAUCUAAGAUCAAACCAUGAGUAGUUUGUUUAGUAUGUCUGUCUUAAAUAUUGCACAGAACAUACUUAUACUAAAUAACGUUUGUUGACUACCUGAAAUUCAAAUUUUGUUGGAUGUUUUUAUCUGCUAAAUCCGGCUUAAAUCAGGUAUUGCUCAGAAGAUUACAUGAGUGGAAAGAGCCACAGAAAGAUGAAGUAGUUUGCCUUUCCAUGCCUAGAAGGGCUAUUCAGAAGAUGACUAAUCACAAAGCAUUAGUUUGUUUACACUAAACAAAUUAUUCUAGUAAGAUUCAUCACUGAGAUUUGAAGUGGAAAUCCACUUGACCAUGUCUGCCAAUGCCAGAAACAGUAGUAACACCCCAGAAUCAUCAUUCCCAGUUUUAUACGUGAAGAAACUGAGUCACAGUGAAGGAGGCAUACUCUUAGAGGUCAUUCAACGAGCCAGAAGCAGAACUGGGAUUGCGAACCCAAGCAGCUCACUUCCAGUAGCCAAGCCCUUUCCUGCUCUGCCACGCUGCCUUCUACGUAAAACCACGAAAGUAGUGAACUUUCAUAUCCAUUUUCCUACAAAAUCUGUCAACAAACUGGAAACCCCCAAGCUUUAGCAAGACGACACUGAAUGGACCUCAUACCUCAGGAUCCAGGCUGCCUACCAUCCUUCCAUCACUCCCCUGGGGCUCCUUCCUGUCUCUUGCUUUCCUUCCCUCUUUGGAGCUGUUCUUCACUACUACAUCUUUGAGAGUUUUCUCCCUUCAAUACAGGUGCUUCCUUUUCCUGACCUUUCUCAGUAUAUGGGUUCCAUAGGUUAAGAGCUCACUGAGCAUUCUGCAGAGAUAGGCAUGGAGUGAUGACAAGGACAGAGCAGAGUCACAUGCACAGGUUGGAUAACCCUAUAGAGACCCUGGGGCACUCAUUUGGUCUCUGAGUCCUCUCGGCUCAUCAUCAGAAUUGCCCAGACAUUUCUCUAAAGGCUGGGAGCCUAGAAGGUGUUGGGUAUGAGACCAGGAUGCUAAGCCCACAGCCCAAGGAGGAAUCAGGCUGACACUGCUGGCUGAUCUCAUGCCCCAAAGAUUCUGCCAGGGUCCUGGCUAGCUGUGUCUUUGCAGGAUUUUCCCCUCCCACUCUUAUGAAAUCUAUCUGUCAACUAACUGGAAACUCCCAACUCUUAGUGAGGAGAUACCACGUGAACCUGAGAGGUUUUUCUUUCCUCCUCGACUCCCACUGGGGAAGAGGCAUGUUUCCCCAGAACUUCAGAAGAUUCCCAACUGAACUAACCGACCUUUUCACUACCUUUCCCGGGAGUCUCUCCAACACCAAGUCCUGAAAACCCUACCCUCAAAGAUUCUCUUUUUUUAUGUGGACUUCACCUAUUUUAGAUUUUGCUAUAUUCACUAAAAGUGAAAUUCCUGGAGAAAAGGCUAUGCACAUUUAAAAUACACGAUUCUGAGAGAUACUACCAAAAACGACUCUCCAAAACUUUACAUCAAAUUAUAAUCCAUCAGCUGUGUAUAAGAGGGUUAUUUCUAUAGUUUCCAAUAUUCAAUACUAUUGCUUUUCUCAAUGGACCCCAUUAUGGAUUGAAUUGUGUCCCCCAGAAAGAUAUGUUGAAGCCCUAACCCCACAUACCUUAGGAAUAGGAUCUUCAUAGAGGUAAUCAAGUUAAAAUGACAUCCUUAGGGUAGACUGUAACUCAAUAUGACUGUUGUCCGUAUAGGAAGGGCAAAUUUGGACACAGAGACAGUCAUAACACAGGGAGAAUGCCAUUGAACAUGAAGGUAAGGAUUGCAGUGAUGCUCCUACAAGUCAAAGAACACCAGAGAUUGCCAGUAAAUCACCAGAAACUAUGGGCAAAGCAUAGAACAGAUUCCCCCUCACGACUAUUAGAAGGAACCAACCCAGGCUACACCUUGAUCUUGGACUUCUAGCUUCUGAAACUGAGAGAUGAAUAAAUUUCUGUUGUGUAGACCAAUUUGUGAUACAUUGUUACAGCAGGCCUAGAAAAUUACUACAGAUGCUAAGUACAAUAAUUCCUUGUUAUACAUUUAUUUCUUUAAUGAUUUAAAUUGACUUAAAAUUAAAAUUUAUUUCUUUAAUGAUUGGUGAGUUUGAACAUAUUUUGACGUAUUUCCUGACCAGUUUUCUUUAUUCCGUAAGUAAGCCUUUCCUUUUACCCAGUGUUCACAUUUUUCUAGUUAAUUUAUUGGAAUUCUGUAUAUUAUAUGCAAUUAAUCUUUUGUUAUAGUCUAUGAAUAGUUUUCCCAGUUUGUUGCUCUUUUAACUUUUUAAAAAUGUUACAUUUUGUUGUUAAAAAAGUUUACAUUUUUAUUUGGUCAAAUCUGUCAGUCUUUUCCUUUGUGGCUUCUUCACUUACGUGCAUCAUACUUAGAAGUGGUUUCUCCAUCUCAAAAUUAUUACAAGGUUUUGUUGGCAAAAUAACCGUCAUUUUUGGCCUGGCCUAAUGAAACUGCCAAGGGAAAGAGAAAAGGUAGAGGGAAAGGAAAGUGUUUUCUAUUUCUGUCUCUUCCUUGGACUAUCCUAGACCAAGUUUACAUCAUCUGAGCCUGGAAGAAGCUUAAAGCCUUCCUUUCUCUUGGGAGAGUUCUUGGAAAACCUCUCAAUCUGCAGUUCCUGUGCCUUGAGGGCUGGGUGCUUAUUCCUUCAAAGUCCAGAGAACCUGCAGACCAGCCAGGCUCCUCUGUGCUAAUGUCCCCUUAUGCCUCCAGGCAGUCUUAUCGGAUGGUGCCACGAUAUCAUUAUCUAUCACUGUGUAACAAACCACAUCCAAACAGUGCUUUAGACAAUAACAAUCAUUUAUUUUGCUCAUGAAUCUGAGGGUUGAUUCAGAUGGGCUUAAGGAGAAGAUUCUCCCUUGAGAUCUCAUAUCAUCUGAUGGUAACAGGGAUGUCAUCAUUUUGAAGGCACCUGGGUUGGGGCUUCUUAGGUCUCUCUGUCUGUUCCCUCCAUGCUGUCUUUCUACAUGUCUACCUCAGGGUAACCAGACUUUCUGUUCAGGGGAGAGAGAGAGAGAGAGAGAGAGAGAGAGAGAGAGAGAGAGAGGUAUUGCCUUUUAUGACCUAACCUUGAGAGGCAUGCGGUGAUACUUUCUCCUCACCCCAUAUGGUAGGAGUGAGUCACAAGACCAGCUUAUAAUCAAGGGGAGGAGAAUUAGACUCCACCUCCUGAUGGGAGGUGUCCUGAUGAAUUUUCAGAUAUCUUUAAAAACUCUCACAGAUAAAUUGUAAGACUCCUCCAAAUGGAUUGUCUCUCUUCUGUGCACUGCCUGUGCGGGGUCUAUAAGAAAUACCCCUGUCUUCCUUGCCUUGAUGAACCCUAAGGGUGCAAGUUAGCCCCUUCUCAACAAUAGCUUCUCGGCUCCUCCACAGACCAGGCUGCCAGGCUCUCUCUUGACUUCAGAUUUCUGGGUGGGCUCAGACUUGAGUCCUCCCUGUCCCCCACCCCCAAAUGUAGAAACACCUAUCAAGUUAUCCCAAGGGUACCAUUUGAACAACUCUUCCUGUACCUGAAGUGAAGGACAGACAUUCCUCCUUCCCUCCCAUAAAUCCCAACUAUCAGAACUUGGCUAAGUAAAUUAAGAUUCAGCCAGAAAUGAGUGUGUUGACUAAAAUCAAGUUUUGAAGAAUACUUUUAGGCAUGGCAAAUAUUCCUUAAUGGGAUAACAAUUUUUCUUAAGUCAAAUCAUGACAGGUUUUUAAAACUUGGUGCCCCAAGGUGGCUAAAUGAUGUAUUUAAACUAGAGUUAAAGGCCCCUUUCAGUUCUUUUGGUUUACUAGUGUAUUUUAAAGCUAUAUUUGGAAUUCUUGCACUUUGAGCAGAGGAAUCACAGAAAAAUUAAGUAACUUAACUGAAGUCAUUUUAUCAGUCAGCAAAAGGAUUGUCCACAAGAUCUAGGUGUCUCAAUUUCUACUAUUAAGACUCAACCUUUCGUAAUGAAGAUGUUUUCAGUGAAUUUUUUUCUAACAUUUACCUCAAUGCUCUUUUUUUUGUUUCAAUGAGGCAGAAAAUAAAUAACAAAGAAAAAAUUUCAGAUUCUAUUAGACAAUAUUCUGCAUGUUCUGAACUUUCAGGAAUAUACUUGAACAAAAGCCAGAUUUUAAUAAAUAAAUGCUGCCAAGAAAUAUGAUUGAAUAAGUUGAGAUCCACAUGAUGCAGCAGAGUGUUAUUAGCUUGAGGAGUUGCAAAGUGAGAAGCAAAGUGCUUUUGAUGCAUGCCAGGGCAUGGUGUUGAAAAGCUGCGUGUGGAGUUCAGUAAAGGGUGAAGGCAGUGCGGAUUUACACGGCAAGUACAGUAACCGAGUCCCAUGAUCUAUCACCUUUAGGUUUGUUGUUUCUUUGCCAUGACAACUGCUUAUCUUUGGUAGAUGUUUUUGGAUCCACAGCUGUCACUUGAGGAAGUGACUUUCCUUAACUGGCUUGACAAACAAAGACCAAACACGAAAAUUCAGCACCAGAACGAGAGAUUUCCAUAUGGGGGUUAUUAUGAGAUUUGUUAGUUCUGCUCUUUUCAUGGGUACACAACUGAUACAGAAAAAGACACAGUGGCAAAUACUGGUUACUCUGAUAUUCACCAAAAAGAUGCAGUUAAUCAACCACCUACAGCUAAUUUGAAUCCUUUAGAGCUAUUACUAGUGCUAUUACUGAUGUGACAACUUAAAAUCAGUAAUAGGAAGAUUGGAAUGUUUGCCUGUAACUCUUGUGCUCCAGGCAAAUUAAACCAACCUGAAGUUGCAAUGCCAGAUUACAGACUAUUCUGUCAUCUCAUCCUGUAUGGCCAUCUUGCUGUCCACCAGAACAGCCCUAGUUCCUGUCUUCUUCUCAGACAAUCCAAAGAUCCCAGGAUUCUCUCUGAGCUCCCUAGAACAGAAUGGCAACCCCAGGGCCAAGCAAGUAACAUAAAAAAGGAAAAUCGCCCAGGGACCAUUGGACAGCUCAGGACUCAGCUGUUGGGAGCAGCAGCUAUGCAGUUCCAGACAAUUGUUACCAUAAUGGAGUUUAGACCUGUGUGUGCCAGAUAUUCCAAUUUUUAAGAUAAAUUGGAAAUAUGGAACUUAAAAGUUUUUGAAUUUUUCCAUCUGGUUAUAGAAACUGUUUAUAUUCUUGGAAGUAUAAAUAAUGCACAUUUCUGAGUCAAAUUUGGUUCCAAAGCUAUCUCUUUAUCCUCUCUGGCCUUGAGGUUAGUACAAAUACUGGGAGAAUCACAUUCCUCUUGACUGAGACUAUGGCCUUUCCCACAAAGCCCAUAGUCCUGUCAAUAAUGCCCAUAAUUGGAACUGUUCCUUUUUGGCUCAGCCUUCCAUUUGAUGUGCAGCUACCUUUCUUGGUUAAGACUGAUCAAAAGUUGGGUUGGGUGCUUUUUUCUUUCCUCAUUCUGGGGGGAUGUAUCUCUGUUUCCUGUUGACACAGAGCCAACAGCAUCCUUGAAGUUCUCAAAGAACUGCCCUUGAUCCUAGCAUUGUUCCUAUAGCCCAACAUUAGAAUGGGACUUUCUUGAACAAAGAUGCACUCUGUUUCAAUGGUUUUCAAGCUAGUUUGUGCAUCAGAAUUUUCUGAAGAAUAAGUUAAAAAACAGAUUCCCUGGUCUCACCCAGGAGAAUGAGAUUUAGUCAAAUGGGUAUGAUAUAGAGCAGCAGUUCCCAAAUGUUUUAUUCUCAGAAGCUCUUUAUCCCCUUAAAAAUCACUGACUCCAAAGGGCUUGUGUUUAUGUGGGUUGUAUCUAUUGAUAUUUACCGUAUUAGGAAUUAAAACUGAAAAUUAAAAUAUAUAUGUAUUAAUUCAUUCUAAAACUAACAAACUCAUCGGACAUUAAUAUAAAUAACAGUUUUGUGAAAAAUAAAUAUGUUUUUCAAAACAAAAUUAGUUUCAUGAGAAGACUGGCAUUGCUUUACAUUUUUGUAAAUCUCAUCAGUGUCUGACUUAAUAUAAAACAUCUGGGGGCCAGGCGCCGUGGCUCAUGCCUGUAAUCCCAGCACCUUGGGAGGCUGAGGUGA